AUGAGGGACGCAAACCUACACCGCGCCCGGCUGGUGUCCAGCGUGUCCGCUGUCAUGAUCUCGCUGGCAUGCGGCACCAACUACGGCUACUCGGCCUGGGCGCCGCAAUUCGCUGACAAACUGCACCUUACCACCACCCAGAUCAACCUCAUCGGUUUGGCUGGCAACAUGGGCAUGUACGCCCUGGGUGUCCCCGUCGGUCUGUUCGUCGACCACCGCGGUCCGCGCCCUGCCGUUCUCGCCGGUGCCUUGUGCCUCGGCGUUGGCUACGUCCCCUUCCGCGCCGCCUGGGAGACGGCAUCAGGCUCCGUGCCGGCUCUGUGCUUCUUCGCCUUCCUGACCGGCUUGGGUGGCUGCAUGGCCUUCGCUGCCGCUGUCAAGACGUCCGCCCUGAACUGGCCGCACCACCGGGGCACCGCGACCGCUUUCCCCUUGGCCGCCUUCGGCCUCAGUGCCUUCUUCUUCUCCCUCUGCGGUGGCAUAUUCUUCCCUGGCGAUACGAGCGCGUUCCUCACACUUCUGGCUGCGGGCACCUUCGCUCUUAUUUUCACUGGUUUCUUCUUCCUCAAGGUUUACCCGCACACCUCUUACCAGAGCCUCCCGAGCACAUCCGGGUUGUCCGACUCGCAGCAGCUGCACCGCACAGUCUCCGAAGAGGCCAAAGCCGCACGUCGUCAACAUGGCAGACGACGCUCUAUCGACGCAGACCCUGGUAUGUCGCCCACCACCUACACGACUCCCGUCGCUACGGCCGGACCCUCCUCCGAAUCCCCCGCCGCCGCGGGCGGCCCAGUUGAUGUCGAGGCGGCCUUGCCGCAACCCCCGGACGGCCGGUCUCACGAGGCUGAUGCGGAUGAGACGUCCUCCCUCAUGUCCAAAUCGUCGGUGUCGUCGGUGGCCGGCGAGGUCCUUGUCCAGAACAGUGUUGAUUUAGAUCGCUCCCGUCGUGUAGAUAUCCGUGGCUGGCGCCUUAUGCGCAGCGUCGACUUCUGGCAGCUGUUUACCAUCAUGGGCAUUUUGGCGGGCAUUGGUUUGAUGACCAUCAACAACAUUGGCCAAGACGUCAAGGCGCUCUGGAAGCUCUACGACGACUCGGUCGACGAGGCAUUCCUUGUCCAUCGGCAGCAGAUGCACGUCUCCAUACUGUCGGUCGGCAGCUUCUGUGGUAGACUGCUGAGCGGUGUUGGCUCCGAUUUUCUCGUCAAGUCUAUGCACGCCAACCGCGCAUGGUGUCUCGUCGUUGCCUGCUUCGUCUUUUGCAUCGCCCAGGUCUGCGCCAUCAACAUCUCGAACCCGAACUUCCUCGCCUUCGUCUCAGGCCUCUCGGGUUUAGGCUACGGUUUCCUAUUUGGCGUUUUCCCCUCUAUCGUCGCCGAGUCAUUCGGCAUUCACGGCUUGAGCCAGAACUGGGGUUUUAUGACGCUGGCUCCCGCCAUCUCCGGUAAUAUCUUCAACCUGUUCUACGGCGUGGUCUUCGACAGUCACACCGUGAUCGGACCCGACGGCGAGCGAUAUUGUCCCAUCGGAGUGGACUGCUACAAGAAUGCGUACUUUGUCACCCUAAUCGCCUGCGGGUUUGGCAUUGUUGUGACGCUUAUGACCAUUCGGCGCCAGUAUGAAGAGCGGAUGAAGGAGGAAGGCAAGGGGGCUGCUGAGGAUUAG
Chaetomium globosum CBS 148.51 is the source of this 1662-nucleotide messenger RNA. RefSeq lists its product as uncharacterized. NCBI's taxonomy places the organism in Eukaryota, Fungi, Ascomycota, Sordariomycetes, Sordariales, Chaetomiaceae. Gene Ontology annotation, biological process: transmembrane transport. The transcript is spliced from 3 exons. Gene Ontology annotation, cellular component: membrane. The record is from RefSeq and is a predicted model, not a curated record. Bases 1 to 1662 code for a protein of 553 amino acids. Gene Ontology annotation, molecular function: transmembrane transporter activity.